AUGGUGUCUAAUGAAGAGAACUAUGUUCCAAAAAGAAAGUACGCUCCACCACCACCACCACCGACAACAAAGGCAAAAGUUGAGCCGACCAGCCAGCCAACCACCGGCCCAAGCAGCGAUCUGGAACCAGCGUUCGGUCAAUUCAUGCGAAUGAUGACAGAAUUGAUCAAAAAGGAAACCAAGAAAGAAGAUAAGCAGGGCAACGACGCAAAGGAAAACGUAUAUGAAAUAUUAAAUAUUAAAUCUAUAAAAAUAUAA
Cylicocyclus nassatus is the source of this 258-nucleotide messenger RNA. NCBI's taxonomy places the organism in Eukaryota, Metazoa, Nematoda, Chromadorea, Rhabditida, Strongylidae. The record is from the annotation of a GenBank genome assembly.